GAUCGACGAGCAUAUACACACAACCAGCGAGAUGAGAUCGCUCGCCAUUGCGCUGCUGGCCAUCAUUGGUACGUGCUAUGCCGCAAGAUUCGACACUUCUUAUCUUCCGCCGAGUAGUGCCGGAAGUGCGGGUGGGGCGGAAUUAAUUCAUCCUCCAUCUCCAGGACAUGGUGGAGGUGAACCCGUUAAAUAUAGUGGCCCGGUCGGUCCAGGUCCUGGUGGUCCAAGUGGUCCCAGUGGUUUUGGCGGUCCUAGUGGCCACGGUGGAUCAGGCGGUUUUGGUCAGUUCGGAGGUGGUGGUAGUGCUUAUAGUGGCGACGGACUGGGUGGUGGGCAUGGCGGUCAAGAGAAGAUACCCAUCCUUUCUUAUAGUAACGAGAACGCUGGUGACGGAAACUAUCAAUACAGCUAUGAAGCCGGAAAUGGAAUUUCCGUGCAAGAAACGGGUCAUAAGCAAGGAGAAUCCGAAUCGGUGAGCGGAUCCUUUUCUUAUACCGGGACCGACGGUAUGCAAUACUCGAUCACGUAUACGGCGGACGAGUAUGGCUUUCAUCCUCAAGGCGCUCACUUACCAACACCGCCUCCGAUUCCGCCGGAAAUUCAACGAGGUGUUGAAUUGGCACUUGCUGCCGAAGCUAGGGGAGAGAAUCAGGAUGGUGGCGGUGGAGGAUAUUCACACGGUGGAGGCAGUGGAUAUCCUAGCGGAGGAGGUGGCUAUAGUGGCCAUGGAGGAAGCGCGUAUCAAGGACCGAGUUCAUACCAAACAAGUUCAAGCGGUGGCUAUCAAUAUUAGGCAGCAGAUUGGCGAGGAUCAUCUAUGUGCAUACCACACGCAGGCAUGCAUACCAUUUUCCGUUUAUCCGUCUUGUGUAUAUAACGAUACAUCAUUCAUGCAAUUUUUCUUAUUUAUAUAAAGUGACUUUUAUUUAUAAA
Molecule: messenger RNA, 933 nt
Organism: Temnothorax curvispinosus
Lineage: Eukaryota; Metazoa; Arthropoda; Insecta; Hymenoptera; Formicidae
Product: pupal cuticle protein 20-like
Exons: 5
Coding region: 32-793 (253 amino acids)
Cellular component (GO): chitin-based extracellular matrix
Molecular function (GO): structural constituent of chitin-based larval cuticle
Source: RefSeq, a predicted model, not a curated record